AUGCAUCAGCUUCAUAGAUAUCAAAAACAGUAUUUACUGUCCAAGAGAAGGAUUUGCAUGGUAAGAAACUUUCUUGAACAUUUAUCCCUUUAAUAUUAUCUAACCUAGCCACUAUUUUAUUAAAAUCAGAAAGAGAUUCGAUUUGUUCACUGUAAGUAUGAAUCUUCAAAUCUUUAGGCUUUUGGUUUUCUGAUUUUUGAGAAGAAGACUCUUUUUCGUUUUAUUUAAUAGAUUAGUUUUAGGUAUUCAUCUUUUAUUAAAAAGAAAAAGAUAUUUUGA
Messenger RNA from Tetrahymena thermophila SB210, 279 nucleotides. RefSeq lists its product as hypothetical. The transcript has 2 exons. NCBI's taxonomy places the organism in Eukaryota, Ciliophora, Oligohymenophorea, Hymenostomatida, Tetrahymenidae. The record is from RefSeq and is a predicted model, not a curated record.